This is a messenger RNA of Vidua macroura (Pin-tailed whydah), 867 nucleotides long. RefSeq names its product serine/threonine-protein kinase PAK 2-like. Gene Ontology annotation, biological process: regulation of axonogenesis; regulation of MAPK cascade; protein phosphorylation. Gene Ontology annotation, molecular function: protein serine/threonine kinase activity; ATP binding. Lineage: Eukaryota; Metazoa; Chordata; Aves; Passeriformes; Viduidae. The record is from RefSeq and is a predicted model, not a curated record. Gene Ontology annotation, cellular component: cytoplasm. The annotation marks the transcript as partial. The transcript has 9 exons.
AUGCAGCCUGGGAACCUGCUGAUUUAUGGAGGCUUCUGGCUUCCCAGAGCAUGCUACACGUUGCUGGGCCGGGCAGCAGAGGGCUUCAAGGGCUCCUACUUGAAGGCCUGUGAAGACCCAGAGGACAAUGCUGGGACAGCGAGACAACAGCUGGAACAACAGAGGUUGGAGGCGCAGAAGAAGAUGGAGCAGCUGGCAAAAGCCCUGACAGAGAUGGAUGCAGGAUCUGCCAUCAAAGCUGCCGCUGCAGCAGCAUCCUCCGAAGAAGCCUCCUCUCCGCAGCCCGAAAACCCGAGUGUGGCCGUAAAGCAAGUUAAUCUCCAGCACCAGGGCUGCGAGGAUGUGUUGAAGGAAAUCCUGGUCAUGAAGGAAUAUAAGAACCCCAAUAUUGUCACCUACCUAGAAAGCUACCUUGUCAAUGAGGAUGUCCUGGUGGUGUUGGAGUAUAUGGAUGGAGGCUCCUUAGCUGAUGUGGUCAGCAUGAAAAGGAUGGCUGUAGGACACAUAGCAACAGUGUGUCGGGAGAGCCUGCAAUGCCUGGCUUUCCUUCAUGCCAACCAGGUGAUCCACAGAGACAUCAAAAGUGACAACAUCCUUCUGGGCCAGGAUGGCUCCGUCAAGCUGGCUGAUUUUGGCCUCUGUGCUCCGCUCAGCCCUGAGCAGAGUAAACGGAGGUCGAUGGCCGGGACCACUUGCUGGAUGGCACCCGAGGUGGUGAGAAGAGAGCCAUACGGCCCCAAAGUGGACAUCUGGUCCCUUGGCAUCGUGGGAAUAGAAAUGGCCAAAGGAGAGGCUCCUUAUAUUCGGGAAACCAGUGAGAGGGUAAGGUGCAAAUACGCUCAGAGAGCGGUGUCCUUCUCCUCUGUG